GUAUUUUACAUUAAAGAUACACUAGUGAGGAUGUACAACGAAUACCAUCAGAAGGCGUUGUUGCUGCUGAAAGACAUUAAAGAGGCUACAAAAGCUACAACCGAAAUCGAACAGAAGUGCCACGUCAAACAACGAGAAUCGUAUCGAAACUGCGUAAAACGCGUCGGCAAAAAAUGCGAAACGAUCACGAAAACAUUCGUCACUACAAUAGAGAAGCAAAGGGAAGAUGUGACGUCGUUCAAUGAGGCUACCGUGUGCAAUAUUGCAGCGUUAAAAAUGGAUCCAUUAAAAUUAAUCAAGAUCAUUGCGAUGGAAGACGCAUCAUUGAGUUUCGCUCUGCCCGGUUUCUUAAGAUUAUUAAACGCAUGUUCCAGAUACUGUGAUGAGUCUCCAAAUACAACAGCACUUAAAAAGCCACUCCGACACAUGACAGACCAAGACCUCGUCGUAAAGCAUUUUCUAACCAAAAAGACAUACAUUCAACUCAUAAAAGGGACAGAAUAA
This is a messenger RNA of Bombyx mandarina (wild silkworm), 504 nucleotides long. RefSeq lists its product as uncharacterized. Lineage: Eukaryota; Metazoa; Arthropoda; Insecta; Lepidoptera; Bombycidae. The record is from RefSeq and is a predicted model, not a curated record.